UGGCUUUUGUGAUAGAGAGGCAGAGAACAAAGCCGAGGCGAAGGCCGAGCUGUUGUACUCAUUUUCUGCAUUUGGUUGCUUAGGGUUUCCUCAAUUCAUCCUUCUCUUCCGAUUGAGGCCCACACAAUCCCCAAUUUCCUCCAAAUACUUCAGGGCAGAUCUCACAUUUUUCCCAAUGGCGCAGGUCAUGAACAUGCCCCUCGACUCCCUCGAAAAGCCCGACAAAUCCCCCUCCGCCACCGCCGACGCCGUCGCUGACGAUGACUCUGCGCCACCACCGCCACCACCUCCGCCUCCGUCGCAGCCCCAACAGACUUUGCCCGUUAGGCGGAGGGACAGAGAUUCCAGGGAGAGGAUGGACGAUAGGGACGGCGAUCGCCCUCGUAAUCGCCGCGGCAGCGGCGCCGAUAACUACGACCGGAACCUGUCUCCUCCGCCACGGGACCGAGAGAGGGACUUCAAGCGCCGCCGUAGCCCCAGCCCUCCUUACCGCGACCGCCGCCACUCACCGCCGCGCCGCUCCUCUCCGCCAUUGCAUUUCAAGCGCUCUCGGAGAGAUGAUGGCGGCUAUGAUAGGCGGGGAAGUCCCCGUGGUGGGUUUGGCCCAGAUGACAGAAGGUUUGGCUAUGAUUAUAUUGGUGGUUAUGAACGGAUGGGAGGCCGGCCUGGAUAUCCUGAUGAAAAAUCUCAUGGUCGGUUUAUGAAUCGUUCAGGUGGCUAUCAAAACAUGCCUUUUGAUUGGGAAUCUAAUCGUGGUGGUUAUGCUGACUUGUUAGACACAGGAAGUAAACAAAGAGAAGGUUUGAUGUCCUAUAAGCAAUUCAUUCAGGAGCUUGAAGAUGAUAUAUUGCCAGCUGAAGCUGAGCGCAGGUAUCAAGAAUAUAGAUCAGAAUACAUUUCUACUCAGAAGCGUGCCUUCUUUGAUGCUCAUAAGGAUGAGGAGUGGUUGAAAGACAAGUACCAUCCAACAAAUUUACUUGCAGUCAUUGAAAGGAGGAAUGAAAAUGCUCGACGGAUGGCAAAGGAUUUUUUACUUGAUUUGCAGAGUGGAACCUUGGACAUAGGCCCUGGUGUAAAUGCCUCAUCAUCAAACAAAUCAGGGCAAACCAGUGAUCCAAACUCUGAUGAUGAAACUGAGACUGGUGGCAAACGAAGACGACAUGGUAGGGGACCGAUCAAAGAAAGUGAUCUUUCGACUGCUGCAGUGGCUCAUCCAAACAGUUCUGAGCCUAGACGAAUACAAGCUGAUAUAGAACAAGCACUGGCUCUUGUGCGCAAGCUUGAUUCUGAAAAAGGGGUUGAAGAUAAUAUUUUAUGCAGUGCUGAACAAAAAAAGACGGACAGUGAUAAAUCUCACAGUGGAUCCAUGGGCCCUAUUAUAAUCAUACGAGGUUUAGCAUCUGUCAAGGGCCUUGAAGGAAUUGAGCUAUUGGACACAAUUCUUACUUAUCUUUGGCGUAUCCAUGGUUUGGAUUACUAUGGCAUGGUUGAAACAAGUGAAGCCAAGGGUCUUCGGCAUGUGAGAGCAGAGGGAAAGGGUCAUGAAGAAAAUAGUAAAGCUGGGGCUGACUGGGAAAAGAAAUUAGACUCUCGUUGGCAAGACAGGUUGAGGGGUCAGGAUCCCUUGGAAACGAUGGCUGCUAAAGAGAAGAUAGAUGCAGCAGCUGUUGAAGGUUUAGAUCCAUAUGUACGAAAAAUAAGAGAUGAGAGGUAUGGAUGGAAGUAUGGUUGUGGAGCCAAGGGUUGCACAAAGCUCUUCCAUGCAGCUGAAUUUGUGCAUAAGCAUCUGAAGUUGAAACACCCUGAACUCGUCAUGGAUCUGACUACGAAAGUGCGUGAGGAUCUGUAUUUCCAAAACUAUAUGAAUGAUCCAGAUGCUCCUGGUGGGACACCUGUCAUGCAGCAGCAGCUGCUGAAAGACAGGCUACAGAGGCGUAGGCCUGGUAUGGAUAAUCGAUUGAAAGAUGAUCGUGGUAACAGGAGGGAACAUGACAGGAUUGAAAGAAUUAACGACGGUGAACGGUUUGAUAGGACUGAUAACUCUCCACCCCAUGAUCGACAGUCCAAAGGUGGUGGCUUGGAAGGAGGAAAUCUUGAUGAAUCCAUGUAUGAUACUUAUGGUGGGAAAGACUUGGGUGUCAUUCCGUCUUUUCCCUCAGAUAUGGGUCCUCCUCCAGUCUUGAUGCCUGUACCUGGUGCUGGGCCUUUGGGACCUUUUGUUCCUGCACCACCUGAGGUUGCAAUGCGUAUGUUAAGGGAGCAGGGAGGCUCAUCCUCAUAUGAAGGUGGUAGACAAAUGCGUACUGGUCCCCAUAUUGGGGGACCGGCACCGAUCCUUGGUGUAUCAUCUGCUUUUAGACAAGAUCCUCGGCGAUUGCGAAGUUAUCAAGAUCUGGAUGCCCCAGAGGAUGAAGUGACCGUGAUAGACUACAGGAGCUUGUAGGUAUUAGAGGGUUUUUUUUUUUCUCCAAAUGCAUUGAUCAUCAGAUGGGUUUUUGUAUGUGAUAAACAGUUGUUCCUUUCUCCUGGUGUAGUAUGCCAUUGUGGGCUGUGAGGUCUCUUUACACUCUUUUUGAGGGCAAAGGCUUAAGUGACUUUUGUCAGAACGAUUUUGGCUUUUAGGAUUUUAUUACAGGGCGGAAGGGCAUUGGAGUUGCUAAAAGACUUUAAUUUACUAAUUGGCUUCCAGUCAAUGUGGACUCUAUUAUUUGUACUGCUUCAUUGCCGGCUAUGUACUGAAGAAGAGAAUUUACUUUUAGAAUGGGAAAAGAAAGAGCAAAAAUCUUUGGGCAAUA
Molecule: messenger RNA, 2795 nt
Organism: Vitis riparia (riverbank grape)
Lineage: Eukaryota; Viridiplantae; Streptophyta; Magnoliopsida; Vitales; Vitaceae
Product: serrate RNA effector molecule-like
Exons: 12
Coding region: 176-2443 (755 amino acids)
Biological process (GO): mRNA processing; primary miRNA processing
Cellular component (GO): nuclear body
Source: RefSeq, a predicted model, not a curated record